AAUCACGGGGGAAUCAGCACUAGAAUAUGCGAUUACGUUCUCUGUUUGGUUCAAUCAAAGUAACGGUAUCGCAAAGUAUUUGAGGGAAGCGAUGCGAUUACAGCCGGGGACGAGCGGGAUCCAAUUUGAAUAGGCUGGUAUCCGAUUGCAGCGUAAUAGAUUACGGACCAAGCCAAAACAAACGCCUAUAAUGCUACUUGUUAUCACUCCGUAACGUAAACACGUUACUUUCGGUGAACCAAAUACUAUCUUAAUAACAUCUACUAUGUGUAGAUGCAUAUGGAUUUAGAAAAAACAAAGGUCAUUUAGCCUGCGCGUAGCACAUAAUUCGCAUCUAAUAAAUUUAAUAAUCCUAGCCACAUUAAUCAACGGUGCUGAUUUUCAACAGCUCAGCUCACGCGGUGCAUGCAUGCAUGGUAAAAAGAAGAUGAGAUGGAGCCUCUCUGUAUGUUUAGCAGGAGAUCGGCAGUAUAUCUGGCAGCUAAGAUAUGCGCGCCGUAAUUAGCUAGCCAAUUAAUUGAUACUGCAUUUAGCUUUUUUUUGAUACUGCAUUUAGCUAGCUGGCAUAUAUGUAUAUACAGUACUAUCUUAGUAGCCUGCGCCGCCGCUUUUCCAACCCACCCUGGCUGCCCGGCUGCCCCGUGACCACACCACCCCUAUAUUGCUCGCGCGCGCACCGAGCGCCGCGGAGCCGCCAGACAAGCAUCGCUGUUGCCACCUCCCAGCCCGCCGGCGCAGAGAGAGAGAACAAACAGAUAGAUCGAUCGCAUGGCGAGCGUCUCCGUGGCGCCGCCCCACGCGCGCGCCCUCCUCGUCCUCGUGGUCACUCUCACCGCGGCUCUCAUGGCGGCGGCGCCACCGCCGGCGCGGGCGGCGUGGGUGGAGUCGGACUACCCAUCGAGCGUGCCGUGCGGGGUGACCAUCCCCGUGGAGCAGUGCGACCCGGCGGCCGACGCGGCCAACGCCGCGUGCAGGGACAUGUGCCACUACGGCGGCCGGCGAGGCGGGCGGUGCGUCUCCCCCGGGCGGCUCGCCCUGGUGCAGGGAUGCCACUGCAGGUGCUAGCCGCAGCCCGCAGCCCAGCUGGCGGCGGGGAGGGCAGUUUCGAAUCCUUAGGAUUUACUAAUAAAACACAGCAUGGAUGGCGCUGUGAUCUGUUGACUGGGUAAUGCCUGCCUGCACGGUGUUUGGAUCAGCAUAAUCGUUUGGUUUGUUUUUCUUA
This is a messenger RNA of Setaria italica (foxtail millet), 1222 nucleotides long. RefSeq lists its product as uncharacterized. The transcript has 2 exons. Bases 769 to 1065 code for a protein of 98 amino acids. NCBI's taxonomy places the organism in Eukaryota, Viridiplantae, Streptophyta, Magnoliopsida, Poales, Poaceae. The record is from RefSeq and is a predicted model, not a curated record.